Molecule: messenger RNA, 2403 nt
Organism: Colletotrichum destructivum
Lineage: Eukaryota; Fungi; Ascomycota; Sordariomycetes; Glomerellales; Glomerellaceae
Product: Putative cytochrome P450
Exons: 3
Coding region: 277-1884 (535 amino acids)
Molecular function (GO): iron ion binding; heme binding; oxidoreductase activity, acting on paired donors, with incorporation or reduction of molecular oxygen
Source: RefSeq, a predicted model, not a curated record
CUUUGAUUUGUCCCGUCGCUCCGGUGCAAUCGUCAUCUACUACUUCAUCCGCCAUUGCGCCAUUCUCGAACACGAGAUCUUGCCUGGGGCUCUUCCUCAUCCCACCACCGUGCGCCGUAACGACGCACUUACACGAUUUCGAGUACUCCUCGAACUAUCAAUUACCCUACUAAAGUCUAGCUCUCACGUACCCUUUCGAGACGCCACUACGCACCGUUCCCAAUCUUCUUAUCGCAAGGGUCUCCUCCAAACACCGUCAUCUAGGAUUCACUCACCAUGGGCUUGGUGGAAAACGUUAUUGAGAAUGUCAACCUGAAGGUGGUUGUUGUAUUCGGCGUCGUAGCCUGGUGGUUGUGGGUUGCCGUCAAGCGGUUCGAUGAGACCAUCCGAUUGCGCCGUUUGGCGCCUGGCGUGCGUGGUCAAUCACUCAAUGCCCGUCUUCCUGGCGGCAUCGAUUUCAUCUUCAAGGCCGUCCGGGGGACCAUGAAACACAAGAACGUCGAGUUUUGGGAGGAUAUGCUCUCCGCGGUAAAGGGAUGGACCGGCGAGAAGAGGGUUCUCGGCAUGCGCAUCGUCUUCACUGCCGAGCCCGAGAACAUCAAAGCCAUCCUGGCCACCCAGUUCUCCGACUACGGCAAAGGCCAGCCCUUCCACGAGGAGUGGAAGGAGUUCCUCGGCGACAGCAUCUUCACCACCGACGGCGACCAGUGGCACGCCAGCCGCCAGCUCAUCCGGCCCCAGUUCAUCAAGGACCGUGUCAGUGACCUGCACACAUUUGAGUCCCACAUCCAGACCCUCUUCAAGGCCAUCGCCAACGGCGGCGCCGUCAACGGCGAGGACCAGCACGUCAACUUGGAUGCCGUCGACGGCAAAGUCCUGGAUAUCUCGGAGCUAUUCUUCCGUUACACCCUCGAUGUGGCCACUGACUUUCUCCUGGGCCAGGACGUGAAGUCGCUUUCCACCCCCAGACAGGAGUUCGCUGAAGCUUUCAACGAAGUCCAACGAGUCCAGAACAUAAUCGCACGCGCUAACAAGCUGAAGCCCUUUGUACCCCUCUUCUCGUUUCGGUCCGGCCUAAAGGUCAUUAACGGAUUUGUUAACAAGUUCAUUGAGAGGGCGCUCCGCCUCAGCCCUGAGGAGCUCGCCUCCAAGACCAAAUCCGACCAGGGCUACACCUUCCUCCACGAGCUUGCCAGCUUCACCCGCGACCGCAAGGUCCUCCGCGACCAGCUCGUCGCCGUCCUUCUCGCCGGCCGCGACACCACGGCUUCCUCUCUCUCCUGGACUCUAUACGAGCUGGGCCGCCACCCGGAAGUCGUCACCCGAUUGCGCGCUGAGAUCAUCGAACAGGUCGGUCCAGACCGCGCCCCGACGUACGCCGAUCUCAAGAACAUGAAGUACCUCCAGAACAUCAUGAACGAGACCCUGCGCCUGUAUCCCGUGGUCCCCUUCAACGUUCGCCUGGCCCUUAAGGACACCACGCUCCCCGUUGGCGGCGGUCCGGAUGGCACGCUUCCCCUGGCCGUUUGCAAGGACACGCCAAUCGGAUACUCGACCCUCCUCAUGCAGCGGCGCGAGGACUUGUACCCGCCCGUCUCGGAGACCUUUGCGCACCCGAGCGAUUUCUCCCCCGAUCGCUGGUUCCACUGGCAGCCGAAGCCAUGGACGUAUAUCCCCUUCAACGGUGGCCCGCGCAUUUGCAUCGGUCAGCAAUUUGCCCUGACAGAGAUGAGCUACACGCUCUGCCGCCUGUUUCAGAGAUUUGAAAGAAUCGAGAGCCAUAUGGACGCCGUCGAUAGCGGGGAACCGACGCUCAAGGCUGAGAUUGUGCUACAGCCCGGAGAUGGCGUCAAAGUUGCUUUCUGGCAGGCGAAACAGGGCUAAGCGAUAUCAACAACUUACCCCAGGGAGUAUUUUCUUUUCCGGCGUAACGGCAACAAACGAGGAAGCACUAGGGACGAUUUCUUUAUCGAGAGAUUAAUGGCGGCGAAACGGUAUUUAAAAAGCAUUCACCACAGAAGAACCAGGCUGGCGAAUGUGGUCAUGCAGAUCAAAGUCAUGAGGUUGAAUUAAGCCUCGUUGCCCCCUACAGUGCGGCUCAGCUGCAUCUUGGCCUCCGUUUCAGUACACGACGAGAGGACUAUGAGAAAGGCAAAGUGACCAUACGAUAGGGUGGCUGGUAUCUUACGUGUAUUAUCGUGCGCUGCGGCGCGGGAUGGCUGCUGACGUGCAUGGGUGGUUGAUUCCUUUACGAUACGGCGCCGGAUGUGUGAUUGGUCCAAUCAGGCGCAGCAUUGCACGGAGUACGUGGAUCGGGCAGCCGGGUUUUCGAGGAUGGGUAUGAGAAUGUACAACAGGAUCUGGAUGUGCACCGGAUAGUUUCUGCGUUGUUAUCGCGUGGGC